Molecule: messenger RNA, 1152 nt
Organism: Porites evermanni
Lineage: Eukaryota; Metazoa; Cnidaria; Anthozoa; Scleractinia; Poritidae
Source: the annotation of a GenBank genome assembly
AUGAAACAAGUCACUCCAGUCACCGCAACAUUGAACGACACCUUUAAUACGACAAUGCUUCCGAAAACAAGCAAGACAGAGGUCCUGACAUCUAUCCCUGAACCACCUGGAAUGACUGUGACAAGACUUGUUCUUUUUGGAAUUGUAUUUGUAGCCGCCAUGAUUGGAAACUUCUUCGUAUUUACUGCGUCUUUCAGAAAUCGUCGACUUCGUACAUUCAGCUAUUGUCUUAUCAUGAACCUUGCUAUUAGUGACUUCAUAAGCAUUCUCGGAGUUCCGUUUCUGAUUGUAAACGAAGAGCUUCAACCAACCUGGAUAUACGGCUCAUUUCUCUGCAAGUUUAUUAACCCAACACAGGUUGUUUGCGGAUUAGUGACCACGAACAUCCACGUUGCUAUAGCAAUCGAUCGAUAUUUUUCCAUCGUUCGGCGUUCAUUUCGAUAUAGUUCGGCUCCACGCUGCCGGUCACAUAAAGGAUUUAUGGUUGUGCUACUUAUUUGGGUUAUGGCAAUUGUUUGUGGUCUUCCCGCUUACACCUUCAGAAAGCUCAUAUCUUUUACUUCUGCUAAGUCAGGCUUGAAAGCGGAGUUUUGCAUAGAGUUGUUCCCAUCAAUGGGUGAUAUAAAACUUGGAUGGCGUCACAUCUACUCCGUUUUCCUUUUUCUCAUCAAUUACUUGCUUCCUAUUUCUAUUUCGACGGUUCUCUAUGGUAUAAUUGUUCGUCAUUUGAAGAAAACAGAACUGAAGCGGAGAAAAUCAGGACGAAAAAUAAGUCAAAGCAGCGGCAGUGAACCCAAAAAUUCAGAUCUUUGUCACACGAGUACUUAUCUCGAAAGGCGUUUUAUUUUCAUGGCUGUUGUCAUAGUCAUCAUAUUUUUCGUUUGUUAUUUACCUUUCCAAGUUGUUUUUCUGCUCUUUGAGUUCAACUAUGGAGUUUCAUGGCCGUACAUUCGUAUUGUUACAAAAAUAAUUUAUUUUCUUACUUGGCUUCCAAAUGCGUUGAAUCCACUAUGCUAUGGAGCCAUGGACCAACGCUACGCAUCGGCUUUUAGAAGGAUUUGUGCAUCAACCCAAAAUACCAACGAAAAAAAGAACCAAAAUAAUUCCCUUUCGCGAGGACAAUCAGCCAGACUUACAGAAGAAGAAGUAUAG